GCUUUUAUAGCCCGAAAAACAAGCCAAACUAGACAACACAGACAUUUUACUGUGCAGUUUUUGGAAGAAAUUUGGACGGUGAACUUUGGAAUUUCGGCUGCAAAAUGCGCGCACGAUUAAUCGACGCUUUGUUUUACGCGUGUGCGCAUCUGUGCUUGUUGGGCUGCAUGUUGCCAAACGCGCGGUGCCAGCGCGGCCCGGAAUCCAGACCAGCCGCAGCGGGUGGACGCGCGGCACCAGGGCCUCUCCGGAGAACCAUCCAGUGGCAGCACGACGGCCGACUCUUCAGCAUCCUGAGCCAGGGCGCGCAGUACGUGCCACCGGUGCGGAGAAGCGGAGGCGGAGAGCAGCAGCAGCCGAGGCAUCAGUCCCCGGUAGCCGUGGUCAGCAGCGGGCUUGUGAGAGAUAACGCGGCCCAUGCACCCUCAGGAACCGGACAGAGCGCCGGAACAGGCCGUGCACCACCACCACCACCACGCUCUGGAUCCCGCCGGUUACCCAUCAGGCGCCCCGGUGCGUCCCGGAGCCGCGCAAACCAAACCGAGAGCGCAAAUCCGGGUCCGUCUCCACCGCCGCCGAGAGCGCGGGAGGACGGCAUGAUCGGAGACGAUCCGUACAACCCGUACAAGUACAGCGAUCCAGAAAACCCAUACUACAACUACUACGACGCGUACGAACAGCCCCGACCGCGACAAAGACCAGGAUACGGAACAGGGUACCAUCAGAAUGGUUUGCCGGACCUGGUGGCCGAUCCGUACUACAUCCAGGCCUCCAUCUACGUGCAGAGGGUUCCCAUGUACAACCUCAGAUGUGCUGCUGAGGAAAACUGCCUCGCAAGCUCGGCGUAUCGCUCCAGCGUGAGAGAUUACGACACUCGGAUGCUGCUGCGCUUCCCACAGCGGGUGAAGAACCAGGGAACGUCCGACUUCCUGCCCAGCCGACCGCGCUAUGCCUGGGAGUGGCACAGCUGCCAUCAGCACUACCACAGCAUGGACGAGUUCAGCCAUUACGACCUGCUGGACGCCAGCACUCACAGCCACGUGGCCGAGGGACACAAGGCCAGUUUCUGCCUGGAGGACACGUCCUGCGACUACGGCUACUACAGACGCUUCGCUUGUACCUCUCACACCCAGGGUCUGAGUCCGGGAUGUUACGACACCUACAAUGCCGACAUCGACUGUCAGUGGAUCGACAUCACAGACGUCAAACCUGGAAACUACAUCCUCAAGAUCAGCGUUAAUCCAAGUUACAGCGUUCAGGAGUCGGACUACAGCAACAACAUGGUGCGCUGCGAUAUCCGCUACACCGGCAACUACGCCUACGUGUCAGGAUGUCACGUGUCACCGUAUUAAAGCUCAUUCAGGAUUUUAACGUGAACCGUGGUGAUGGACGGCGUGGGUACCACUCUGCAUCUCAUCUCCUCUCUCCGGUGCUUUCUGACACAUUAUUGUUAAAUGACCUGAUGUUUCUUGUACAAGGUGAAGAUUCUAAUGCUGAACAUGUUUACAAAGAAAAAAAAGGAAAAUCUGGCUGGUUUUUGCUUCAUGUUUGUUAUUUGUGUAUCAGAUAUUUAACUAAAGCUCAUAUUAAAGCAACAUGUGUGUACGCAUCAUGUGAAAAUGACUUGAAUAAAUCAGUUUUUAUUCA
Trichomycterus rosablanca is the source of this 1647-nucleotide messenger RNA. It is a transcript of the gene loxa, whose product is annotated as lysyl oxidase a. NCBI's taxonomy places the organism in Eukaryota, Metazoa, Chordata, Actinopteri, Siluriformes, Trichomycteridae. Gene Ontology annotation, biological process: collagen fibril organization; peptidyl-lysine oxidation. The record is from RefSeq and is a predicted model, not a curated record. Gene Ontology annotation, molecular function: protein-lysine 6-oxidase activity; copper ion binding. The transcript is spliced from 7 exons. Bases 105 to 1352 code for a protein of 415 amino acids.